AUGCUCAGCCAUCCGAGCACAGUCCCUUCCCCGCCACUUCUCUCUCUGCUGCUUUGGGGUGCUCUCCUGUGGGCUGGCUCCCUCCCUGAUCUGGCCUGGGGCACAGAGACCUUCACUCUGGGGGUGCUGGGUCCCUGGGACUGUGACUCCAUCUUUGCCCAGGCCCACCCCAGUGUGGCUGCCCAGCUGGCUGUAGACCAAGCCACCCAGAACCCCUCACUAAUGCUGGGCUCACGCCUGGCUUCCGUGGUUCUUCCCACAGGCUGUGACAGCCCUAGUGCCCUGGCCACAUUCCUGGCCCACAAGUACACCGUGGCUGCUUUCGUGGGCCCCGUCAAUCCUGGUUACUGCCCAGCUGCAGCUGUGCUGGCCCAAGGCCAGGGCAAGACCCUCUUUUCCUGGGCAUGUGGGGAUGCAGGGGGAGGAGGUGAGCUGGUGCCCACCUUGCCUUCGGCAGUCUGCGUGCUGCUGUCUGUCAUGAGACACUUUGACUGGGCUCACGUGGCCAUUGUGUUCUCCCACCAGGACUUCUGGCUGGCUAGCCUGGCCAUGACUCUCAGGACACAUGGGCUCCCUGUGGGGCUGGUGACCUCUCUGGGACCUGGGGAGCAGGGGGCCACGGAGGUCCUGACCCUUUGCAGUGUGGAUGGCCUGAAAAUUGUGGUGCUGUGCAUGCCCUCAGCACUCCUGGGUGGCUCCGAGCAGACCGCCCUGCUGAGCAAGGCAUGGGCCCAGGGCCUGACAGAUGGGAGGCUGGUCUUCCUGCCCUAUGACACGCUGCUCUUCGCCUUGCCCUACCGUAACUGCUCCUAUCGCCUGGGCACCAGCGGGCCCCUGUGGGAGGCAUACGAUGCAGUGCUGACCAUCAGCUUGGAGUUCAGCCUCAGAGACAUGGGCUUUGAAGCUGCCAGGGCUGAUGGAGAGGUGAGUGUGCACCUGGAGCCAGAGCAGGUGUCCCUGCUCUUUGGAACCAUCUAUGAUGCUGUUGUCCUGCUGGCCCAAGCCCUGAACCUCUCUGAGAGCCAUGGGGCAGGACUCUCAGGGGCCCACUUGGGGGACAACACAGGGUCUCUGGAUGUGGCUGGCUUUAACCAGAGGAUCCGGACAGAUAAGAAGGGAAGGAGGCUGGCUCAGUACGUCAUUUUGGACACAGAUGGUCGGGGAAGCCAGCUGGUUCCCACCCACACCCUGGACGCAGACACAUGGCAAGUACAGCCCCUGAAUAGGGCUAUCCACUUUCCAGGAGGAGUCCCUCCAGCUCGUGACUCCAACUGCUGGUUUGACCCUAAUACACUAUGCAUAAGAGGUGAGCAGCCCCCCGAGGCCUCCUCGCUCUGGCCCUGGCCUGUGUCCUGGUGCUGGCCGGCGGGGCCCUCAUUUGCCUCAUCAGCUGCAGGCCCCCACCGGAUCCUGCUGAUGGCCUAGGAGCUCACCUUCAUCCAGCGGCCCCUGAGCAGACAGAAGCUGCACGUGGACAGUGUGAGUGGAUCAAGAAGUGUGGCAGACAGCGGGAGCCUGAGGUCUGUGGCCCAGGGGUCAGCAAGGAGCCUACCGGCCCCCCAGGAGCCCGCCAACAUGGCUCUGUACCAGGGAGAGUGGGUGUGGCUGAAGAGAUUUGAAGGUGAAACAGCCCCUGAGCUGUGGCCAAGCUGCCUUAGUGUCCUGAGAAAGAUGCGGGAGCUGUGGCAUAAGAACAUCACCACCUUCCUGGGCUUCUUCGUGGCCGGUGGGGUUAGUGCUCUGGUGUUGGAGCACUGUGCUAGGAGCAGCCUGGAGGACCUGCUAAGGAAUGAGGCUCUGCGGCUGGACUGGACCUUCAAGGCCUCCCUGAUGCUGGAUUUGAUCCAUGGGGUGCAGUAUCUACACCAUCGGUGUUUCCCUCAUGGCCACCUCAAGUCCCGAAACUGCGUGGUGGAUGGGAGCUUUGUGCUGAAGGUCGCUGACCAUGGUUAUGCGGAGCUCCUGGAUGCUCAGAGCCAGCCCCAGAAGGUCAGCUCAGGGGUGGGCAGGGGGCUGCCAGAAGAGCUGCUGCGGAUGGCUCCGGAGCUGCUGUGGGGGCCUGGAGCACCCGGGCGGGGCACCCUCAGAGGAGACACCUUCAGCAUCGGCAUUAUCCUGCAGGAGGUGCUGACCGGAGGCCCGCCCUACGGUUCCCCGGGGCUCCCAGCAGAAGAAAUCAUCAGGAAGGUGGUAUCUCCCCCUCCCCGGUGCCAGCCCCUGGUGUCCCCUGACCGUGGGCCACCCGAGUGCAUCCAGCUGAUGAAGCAGUGCUGGAAGGAGGCUCCAGAGGACAGACCCAAUCUGGACCAGAUCUACAGCCAGUUCAAAAGCAUCAACCAAGGCAAGAAGACCAGUGUUGCUGACUCUAUGCUACGGAUGCUGGAGAGGUAUUCCCAAAACCUGGAGGACCUGAUCUAGGAGCGGACUGAGGAGCUAGAGCUGGAGAGACAGAGGACAGAAAGGUUGCUCUCUCAGAUGCUCCCCCUGUCUGUGACUGAAGCUCUGAAAAUGGGGGUAGCCGUGGAGCCAGAGUACUUUGAUCAGGUUACCAUAUACUUCAGUGACAUUUUGGGCUUUACCACUGUUGCAGCCCUGAGUGAGCCCAUUGAGAUGGUAGGCUUGCUCAAUGACCUCUACACACUGUCUGAUGAGGUUCUGGGCAACCAUGACGUGUAUAAGGUGGAGACCAUUGGGGAUGCCUACAUGGUGGCCUCGGGACUGCCCAGGCGCAACGGGAGCCAGCAUGCGGCCGAGAUUACCAACAUGGCCCUAGACAUCCUCAGCUCUGUGGGUGACUUCCGAAUGAGGCAUGCGCCCACUGUGCCCGUUCCUAUCAGGGCUGGCCUGCACUCAGGGCCCUGUGCGGGGGUUGCGGGUCUCACAAUGCCUCGGUAUUGCCUCUUUGGGGACACUGUUAACACCGCAUCCCAGAUGGAGUCUACAGGACCGCCAUACAGAAUUCGUGUCAGCAGAAGCACAGUCCACACACUGCUCAGCCUGGAUGAAGGCUACAAAAUUGACAUCAGAGGCCAGACUGAGAUAAAGGGGAAGGGCUUCGAGGAGACCUACUGGCUGCUGGGGAAGGCUGGCUUCCUCAGACCCCUCCCCACACCUCUGGACAUCAAACCAGGGGAUGCCUGGCAGGAGCUCAUAAACCAAGAGAUCAAGGUGGCCUUUGCCAAAGCCCGCCAGAGCACAGCGGGACCCUGGGGUGCGGGGAGGGCCUUGACCCGGCCCUGAGGAGCAGG
Cervus elaphus (red deer) is the source of this 3248-nucleotide messenger RNA. RefSeq names its product guanylate cyclase D-like. Gene Ontology annotation, biological process: protein phosphorylation; cGMP biosynthetic process; intracellular signal transduction. Gene Ontology annotation, molecular function: peptide receptor activity; ATP binding; protein kinase activity. The record is from RefSeq and is a predicted model, not a curated record. Lineage: Eukaryota; Metazoa; Chordata; Mammalia; Artiodactyla; Cervidae.